Messenger RNA from Manis pentadactyla (Chinese pangolin), 1720 nucleotides. It is a transcript of the gene PDLIM2, whose product is annotated as PDZ and LIM domain 2. The record is from RefSeq and is a predicted model, not a curated record. Gene Ontology annotation, cellular component: stress fiber; Z disc; filamentous actin. The coding region runs from base 268 to 1341 and encodes 357 amino acids. NCBI's taxonomy places the organism in Eukaryota, Metazoa, Chordata, Mammalia, Pholidota, Manidae. Gene Ontology annotation, biological process: muscle structure development; actin cytoskeleton organization; heart development. Gene Ontology annotation, molecular function: actin binding; muscle alpha-actinin binding. The transcript has 10 exons.
AUCCCUGGGGCUGGGCUCCAGUGGCUGGCAGAGGCCUGGGCCCCGGGCGGGCGAGGUCAGCGGAGGCUGGCCGGCCCCAGGCGGGGCAGCCCAGGGUGGGAAAGGCAUCAGCCAGGGAGCGUGCCCGCUCGCCUAGACUCCCCUCACCCCUCUCGGGCUGGCCGGGCACCUCGGGCCGGGAGCCCGCCGCCCAGAGGCGCUGAGGGCCCAGGGGCGGCCCCGCGGGGCUCCGUGGGGCCCGGGGCCGCGCCAGCGCCGGAGCCGGGUAUGGCUGUGACAGUGGAUGUGUUGGGGCCUGCACCCUGGGGCUUCCGCAUCACUGGGGGCAGGGAUUUCCACACCCCCAUUAUGGUGACCAAGGUAACUGAGCGGGGCAAGGCCGAGGCUGCCGACCUCCGGCCUGGUGACAUUAUCAUGGCCAUCAACGGGGAGAGUGCAGAGGGCAUGCUUCACGCCGAGGCCCAGAGCAAGAUCCGCCAGAGCCCCUCACCCCUGCGGCUUCAGCUGGACCGCUCUCAGGCUGCCUCUCCCGCUCAGACCAACGGGGAAAGCUCUGUGGAUGUGCUGGCCACUCGCUUCCAGGGCUCUGUGAGGACGCACACUGACAGCCAGUCCUCCCUCCGUUCCUCCUGCUCCAGCCCAGCCUCCCUGAGCCCCCAGCCAGGCAGCCCCUUCCCCACCCUGCCCCCCACCAGCCCACCUGCUCUCGCCGCUGGAGAGGUGGUGGUCAGCCGCAGUUUCCAGAGCCUGGCACACUCCCCGGGACCCGCUGGCACUGACCGCCUGUCCCCCCGGGGCCAGCCCAGAAGCCGACAGGCCAGCCUCAGCCGUGCUGGCGACUCCCCUGUGCUAGUGCUGCCCCCGCCUUCCCUGGGCACGCGCUCCUCCAGCCCCAGGCUCAGUGUGGGCUCAGAAGGGGGAAGCCACUUCCUGGAAGAGGACUCAGAAGCCUUCAAGAUGCUGCAGGAAAAUCGUGAGGGGCGGGGGGUCCCCCGGCAGUCCAGCUCCUUUCGGCUCUUGCAGGAAGCCCUGGAGGCUGAGGAGAGAGGUGGCGCUCCUGCCUUUCUACCCAGCUCACUGAGCCCCCAGUCCUCCCUGCCUGCCCCCAGGGCCCUGGCCACGCCAGCCAAGCUGCACACGUGUGAGAAGUGCAGCACCAGCAUUGUGAACCAGGCAGUCCGCAUCCAGGAGGGCCGGUACCGCCACCCUGGCUGCUACACCUGCUCGGACUGUGGCCUGAACCUGAAGAUGCGCGGCCAUUUCUGGGUCGGGGAUGAGCUGUACUGCGAGAAGCAUGCCCGCCAGCGCUACUCUGCGCCUGCCCUCGGCUCCCAGGCCUGAGCGCCACCGCAUCCUCACCCCCGCCCCGGACUCCAGCCGCUCACACCAGGCCAGGGCCAAUAUGAGUUGGCAUGGAAGGCGAUGGUGGAUGGAGGCCAGCGGCUGGGAAUGGUUAUAGGCUGUGGGGAGGACAGCCUCCUCCUCCCAGGCCUCUGCUGGCCCCUCUAGCUUCCCCUGCAGGACAGGCUCUUCAGGUGUCUCACCGAUUGGACACCUCUGUGCUGCAGGGGUUAAGGAGGUUGGGGCAGAAGAGACAAGCAUGCAGAAGAGGGGUGGGCCAGAGGCCGAAGGUCCUCACUGUGUAAAGUUUUCUACACGUGAGCUUUCUCUCUCUGUAUAUAUAUAUAUGUAUGUGGACAAAAUAAAGUAGAUGCCCCUC